Cadophora gregata is the source of this 2564-nucleotide messenger RNA. RefSeq lists its product as uncharacterized. The transcript has 8 exons. Bases 593 to 1906 code for a protein of 437 amino acids. Gene Ontology annotation, molecular function: ATP binding; ATP-dependent protein folding chaperone. The record is from RefSeq and is a predicted model, not a curated record. Lineage: Eukaryota; Fungi; Ascomycota; Leotiomycetes; Helotiales; Ploettnerulaceae.
CGGUGGACAAGGGAACCACAAAUUACACGUUCUCCAUGAUUGCUUACGACCUGAGCGAGUUGUCGGCUUUUCUCACCUACCAGACCCCCUGUGGACAAGCAAUUGUUGGUUUCGCUAUUCGGCGUGGAUCUGGCCAGGCGUGCAGAAACCAUGCGGUGCGACACAGGCUUGCCUCACAUUGGACGAACUUGCUUCUCGAUGUACGGAAUGGUUCAGCUUGAGCCCAAAUGAGUUCCAUGCAGCAUCAUUUGAAAGCACCCUCUACUCGGCAGCUGUCCUACUGGCUAAUUCAAGCAAAGGAGGGUUUAUUGGAAGGGUAUCGCAUUGCUGCCAGUCGAUGGAGGAUUGCAGAGGAGGCUCCGCGCUGAAAUAGGAUAAUACCUCGAUAUCCAGCCUUGCUUUGCCUGCGACCUGAAAUAAAUCCCUGUUCCUCAUCAAAGAGAAGCAUCUUUACCCCGUAUAUUAAUCAACAACACUUUUACUGAGAUCUGUUACUCUGUCAUUGCACGGCAUAGAACGAGCCACCACCGUCACCUGCUCCUUGCCGAACACUUCCUAAAUUCUCGAAGUAGAGUAUACCCAAAGCACAAAAAUGAGCGGAUCCAGCGUCAGUGUCAGUACUCCUAAGAAUAAGAUCAUCAUUGGGAUUGAUUUCGGAACGACAUGCUCGUCAAUUGGUUACGUACACAGCUCGGAGCCAGAAGGGUCAAAGACCGUUAAGAGAUGGCCAGAUUCGGCCCAAACCACAGAGUGGGUGCCUACAACAAUCAAAUAUCACGAUGACGAUCCUACGUCUUAUAGGUGGGGCUACCAGAUCGAAGACGAGGAAGAAAGGCACGAAUGGUUUAAACUUGGCUUGAAUUCCGACGUUCCACUAUCCGGUCUUGCACUGAGUUAUCCAAAUCGUACCGCGUUACCUGCCGUGACCGGUGCAGAAGCCGCGAGAUUGACUACAGACUACUUGCGAGGGUUAAAGAAACAUGUCGACCAAUACAUUUCGGAGAAGCUCGGAGAGGUGUUCCUCAGAAACAAAAAACCUCAAUACAUCAUCACAGUACCAGCUGUCUGGUCAGACAAGGCACAGGCUGGAACACGACAAUGCGCGCAAGAUGCUGGUAUGGGACACAAGAACAACAUCCAGAUCAUCACUGAGCCAGAAGCUGCGGGGAUAUACGCGUUGAAGAGCAUGAAGCUAGGCUUGAAAGAAGACGAUACGUUCGUUCUAUGCGAUGCUGGUGGUGGUACUGUCGACCUCAUCUCCUAUACAGUGGCACAGCUCGGCAAGUCACCUCUGAUUUACGAAUCUGCCCAAGGAUCUGGAGGUCUUUGUGGCUCUACCUUCCUCAAUCGUAUCUUCGACGCCUUCCUCCGCCAGAAAUUUGCUUACUACAGUGCAUGGGUGGAUAAUGGCUACCAUCAGGACGCAAUGCACAGGUUCGAGGUCCGGAUUAAGAAGGAGUUCAACGGUGACCUUGACAAGUCCUUCUCCGUGCCUGCGCGAGGUUUACCUUAUCGGCCGGGGAUGAACAUUGAGAAUGGCCAGGUCAAAAUUUCAGGCCGAGAGCUCCAGCAGAUCUUCGAACCAGUCAUAGCACAAAUCCUGUCUCUUGUAACUGCACAAAUACGAGCAACUCAUAAGCAAGUAACCGCGGUUCUCUUAGCGGGCGGGUUUGGAACAAGUAAGUACUUGAUGAAGAGGAUCCAGGACGAGGUAGGUAGUAUCAAAGUUAUACCGGUUGAGGAUGGCGAAACAGCGAUUGUAAGAGGUGCGUUGAUUCGUGGAUUGGCAGAGAUGUCGCCAAAGCUCGCAACUGUGCGAAUCGGUGCUCGGAAAGUGCGCAAAUAUUACGGAACUCUCGCAUACGAUGUUUAUGAUCCAGAGAAGCAUGAUCACAAGCGAAAGUAAGCCCGCUUGGACCAGUGAAUCUUCUAUUGAAUUUUACUUACAGCAUUUCCAGAGAGCCAGACGACUUCAGGGACGGAGAUCGAAUCCAGGUAAUGAGCUGGUUUGUCUGCAAAGGGCAAGCCGUUGAUGAAUCGAAACCAGCCUCAUUCCAUUUUUACUGGGACCAAAAAGUUUCUGAGGGCCGCCCUGGGAUAAUCGAAAUGGCAAUCUAUGCCUGCGAUGACCCGAAUGACCAAGGCGCACCAAUGUACGCAGACGACAGAGGGGUCAAGAAGCUAGUUGAGCUCAAAGCAGACGUAAAGAGCAUCCCAGCUUCCGAAUUUAACCAAGAGCCCAACGACAGGGGAGAGAUGUACUACAAGCUAGACUUCGACAUUGAAAUGUCGUGUCGAUCCGGCAGUCUCAAUUUCGCUAUCGUGUAUAAUAAGAAGAGAUACGACACGGUGAAGCAGGUCUUUGUGUGAGCAGCUGGGGCUUACAUGUAGAAUUUCUAGCAAUUAGCUAUUUGAUUAAAUUGUGUAUAGCUAGUUGUGAUAUGGCAAGCAGCAAUGGCCGGUGCUUCUCUGUGAUUUCGCUUGUAAACGCUCGCGCUAGUAUAAAAGAUUCAUCUGACCAUCUCGAUACUUGAGAACGAGCAUUUUGAUUAUAUUAAGGUAGA